Molecule: messenger RNA, 476 nt
Organism: Kogia breviceps (pygmy sperm whale)
Lineage: Eukaryota; Metazoa; Chordata; Mammalia; Artiodactyla; Physeteridae
Source: RefSeq, a predicted model, not a curated record
AUGGCGGAAGACAGCUUUCAGUCACCAGGAACUGCAAGUGAAUUUAAAAUUCCUAAGGUUGAAUCUGGGGCCGAAGAGAGGUUAUUAAGUAAGAAGAAAGUGGAUGAAAAUAUGGUCAUUGACAAGACCCUGGAUGUGAAGGAAAUGAUUCUCAAUGCUGAGACAGUCAGAGGCCUCUAGGAGGGGCCAGAAUCUGUGGGACCCCUGCGGGAGGACUUUAGUCUGAACAGCAGCACCCUCAUGGGUCUGCCUGCCAUUGCAGUGGCUAUUGCCACAGUCAUCGUCAUCAGCCUCAUGAUGCUGAGGAACAAGCAGUACGGCACCAUCAGCCAUGGGGUCAUGGAGGUCGACCUAAUGCUCACCUCAGGAGAGCGUUACCUGAACAAGAUGCAGAAUCAUGGUUAUGAAAACCCGAUCUACAAAUACCUGGAGCAGAUGCAGAUUUAAGCAUGUGAAGCAUGACACCUGGCUGGAGU